AUGCCGUUAAGCGGUCGUCUGUGGCCGUUAUUCCUAUUAUUUUUUAUGUAUCUUUUUCACCCAUCGUUCCCGGCAUCCUCCACCGCCCUCCACUUCAACGUUCCCGAGGAACUUCCGGCCGGAACAUUAAUCGGACGCAUUCCGUUGCGUUCUAAUGAGCGUUAUCAUCUGACCAACUAUCACGAUCUCUUCGCGCUCCAUACAAACGGAGAGUUGUCGCUAAUGAAAAAAAUCGAUCGCGACAUUCUGGUCAAAGAUAGCUUUGAAUUGGUGAUUGUCAAUCAAGAUCGGACCGGUUUCCCCAUAACGGUCGUCCUGCAUGUCAUGGAUAUCAACGAUAAUGCACCGAUAUUCCCCCAUCGCGUCGCCAGUAUUACAUUCCCCGAGACCGAUCAGCUCGGGCAACGGGUGUUGUUGGAACCGGCAGUCGAUGCGGACCGACCCCUAUACGGGACCAUUGCCCAGUAUGAUAUCGUUGCGGGCAACGAAGAAAAGAAAUUUCGCUUAAUUAAAACCCAACAGUUUCUCCAUAUUGAAAACAUCGCAGUACUGGACCGCGAAACCAGGGAAUUUUACAUUUUAAAUAUUAGCGCCACGGACAAUGGCUUUCCCCCGCUCACCGGCUAUUUCCUGUUGAAUGUGACGAUCGGGGAUAUUAACGACAAUGCGCCGGUUUUUGAUCCCUCUGAAUAUGUGGUGGCGGUCAGUGAGAAUGCACCGGCGAAUUCACCGGUGCUGAAAGUGCACGCCACGGACAACGAUCAACCGGAAAGCGCCAAUUCCCGAAUUCUGUACACUCUGACGAAUGCGUCACAAUUUAGUAUCGAUCCGCAUGGUAUAGUGCGGACUACCGGAAGUAAAACACGCUGUCCGCGGAAUAAAUGCCAGAAUUCGGAGUGCACACGGACAUGUGUCCUGAUGGUGGAGGCACGGGAUGCCGGACAACCGUUUCUGACGGGAAGGGCCUACGUCUACAUUACCCUUAUAGAUGAGAACGACAAUGCACCGGAAAUUACAUUUCGCUACUAUCCAUCGUCAGCCGAAUAUGCAGCAGUGGCCGAAGAUGCCGCGAACGGCACGACGGUAGCGGUGGUGAGUAUCCGGGACCAGGAUGAUGGCAUUAACGGGCAACUCGAGCGAUUAUUUAUCAGUGGUGGUGAUGCGGCCAAUCAGUUCCGUAUCGAUAUGUCCCCCAUGAACAAUAAGCACAAUCUGGAGGCAUAUUGGAAAUCGUCUUCCGCACCAGUGCAACAGUUGGCCUACCUGCGAGUCAACGGGAAACUUGACCGCGCCCGUAUGUCCAAGUACAAUCUCUGCAUCACUGCCGUGGACAGUGGCCAUCCAUCAUCACUUAACAGCACCAAAUGCCUAAUGGUACUUGUCAAUGAUCUUAAUGACUAUGCACCGCAAUUCCAAUCUGCCCAGUAUUCGGCCACUAUCAAUGAGAAUGUUCCAGUGGGAAGUUUCGUUCAGGCGGUUUGGGCAACCGAUGCCGAUGGGACCGGCAUUAACGGACAAGUCGUUUACUCCAUCGUUAGCGGUGAUACGUUCAACUGGUUCUCCAUUAAUCGGGAAAGUGGCCUAAUUAGGACCAUUGGACGACCUGAUCGGGAAAUGACAUCAUCCCUGCAGCUAAACAUUUCCGCCCGGGAUUCGGCGCCCAAUCCACGCAUUAACUACACGACAGUCCAUAUUAGCAUCCAAGACGCUAAUGACAAUGCCCCGCGGUUCACAGAGUGCCCCAGAGAAUUGCUGGUCACCGAGUCCAGUUUGUACACAGGGAAUGCGGUUUUUGCAUUCCGAGCAACCGAUCGGGAUAGUGGCGAAAAUGCACAUAUAUCAUACCGAAUGAAGACGCAGCCGGCUGAUCAAAGUAGCCGGAAACUGUUUGCUUUAGAUGAACAAAGUGGUCAAAUGACCACUCGACACCAGCUGGACCGUGGAAAGCUGGCGGAACGGGAACAUCAUCGAUUUACGGUCAUCGCUAACGAUCACGGCUUCCCGGCACAAUCGUCCACCUGUGUUGUCAGUGUACGCAUAACCGGCCGGCAGAAUAAAGCGCCGGUUUUUUCUCCAAUCCACUAUGUCGUGCCAGUGCCGGCAAAUGAUGGACACGGCUUGGCCGCCGGCCAUAAACUGACCACAGUGACAGCUAAUGAUGUUGAUGAGGGAGACGUGAUCCACUAUGCAAUUGUCCAUUCUUCACAUGAUGGGAUUAUUGUGGAUCAAUUAACCGGUCUCAUCACAACUAAUCACCACAUUCCUUUUACAUCCAAAUCUGACCUCGUUACUGUACAAAUUACCGCCACUGAUUCCCGUGGCGCAACUGCGGCCGACCGUGCCAGUGUCCUAAUUUUUCCCGUACUUCCGGAGAAAGUCUUUUCUUUCGAAACCUCAGCGUAUAAUUUUUCCAUCAAAGAAAAUUUGGCAGCACCAAUUACUGUUGGUCGAAUACGUCUAAUCGAAUUCAGCCGACAUGUGCGGUACUUCUUGGACGGGAAUCUUACCGAAGGAAUAUUCGCCUUUGAUGCAUCUACGGGAUUUUUAAUUGCCACAAAGCCACUUGACCGUGAAGAAAGAGGCUUUUACCGUAUGAUCUUAUCGGCCGUAUGUCCGCCGCAUUACACGGAAACCGUCAUCAGUCUCACGGUGGAGGACGAGAACGAUAAUGCGCCGGUGAUUAGCAAUCUUAAAGGCCAGCAUUGUGACUACGAUUGUCAGGACGACAUUCCACUGCCCCUAUCAUACCCGCUGGGACAAGCAAUUGUUACGAUAGACGCUUACGAUGCCGAUAACGACGGUGCCGAGCGUUUACGCUACUCUCUUCUCAAUUACACCACCGAUGCGCCGGCCGGCCACAGACCGGCACUGGCCGUCAAUCAGACCAGCGGAUCUGUUUAUCUAUCGCAUCCUCUGGAUGUGCCACUUAACUGGAUCAAUAUAACGGUUCAAAUUUCCGAUGCCGACCCAACCGGAAAGGACACCCGGCACACUAUGCAACAGUUGCGAUUCCGUGUGCACUACGAUGUAUGUCCGGCAAUGGGAUUUGCACAAUCCCAUCGCCACAUGUCACUUCCGGAAAACACACCACUCAACACUCGAAUUAUGACCUUUGAGCUACAGUGGCCGUGUCCGUGGGUGCAGUAUCGCGUCGCGAAGGGGAAUGAUGCCGGGCAUUUUGCCAUUUUCCCCGACGGACAGCUGCUGGUCAAUGGCACGUUAGAUAAGGAGACGCUGCCCUAUUACCAACUGCAAAUUGAGGCUUACACUGUAAACAGUUCCACCUCCGUUACGCUGACACUCACAAUUACUGAUGUCAAUAACCAUGCGCCGCAAUUUAAUAAUCAUACUUAUUGGUUCGAAUUGGAUGAAAAUAUGCCGGUCGGGUCAGUGGUCGGGACGGUGCAGGCCCGAGACGCCGAUAACGGGCUGAAUGGCCAAAUCGUGUACAGGAUGCAAGGAGCCGCCGAACAGAAUUAUUUUGCUGUUGACCCUGAUUCUGGGCACAUCCGAAGUCUGGUAAUGUUUGACCGCGAACGCAUGCCCACGACAGCUUCCAACACAUCCGGCUCUUUCCCGAUAAUUGUCCUAGCUAACGAUCGAUCGCCAUCUGCCGCCCAGCAUACCAGCUCCGUUAGUGUCCACGUCCACAUCCGCGACCAGAACGAUAACCAGCCCAUAUUUACACAGGAAGUUUACCAGCAAAGUGUCCGCGAGAGUUUACCAGUUGGUCAGCGCAUCAUCCAGAUAAGAGCCCUUGAUGGGGAUGCAUCCGCCGCCAAUCGUCAAGUGACAUACAGUAUUAAAUGUCCCGAAGAACAGCAAGUGUUUACAUUGGACCCGUUGACAGGCGUCAUUUCACUCUAUCGUCCGCUUAAUUACCACAGUCGAUCGCGCUACGAUUGCCGACUGUACGCAUCCGAUGGACACGAUGUGCUUCACACAUCGUCAGCUCGAUUCAGACUGGAUGUUAUUGAUGAGGAUAAUCAACCGCCGCGAUUCCUCGCCGCUGAUUACACCAAAAUUUCCCUUCCGGAAUCCCUUCCGGCUGGCGCGUUGCUGGUCCAAAUCCAGGCCUAUGAUAUAGAUACACUGGCUUCGGAGAUAGCGUAUCAGAUCACCAAUGGAAAUGCUGAUAAAACAUUCCGCAUUAAUCGCUUUGGUCAGAUUUAUCUCAAUUAUCCCAUGGAUUACGAAAAAACGAAAUUUCACAACCUGACAGUAUCGGCAUGCAAAAACACUUCCGGUCUGUGCACAAGCGCCACAGUUGAAAUCCAGGUGGAAGAUCGAAACGAUAAUGCGCCGAAAUUUUCGGCUUUUAUGAAAAGCGCGGUAAAAAUUCCGGAAAACAUUCCCAACGCUUCUGUAGUAGCUACAGCGGUUGCACAUGACGACGACAGCGGUUUAAAUGGCGAAAUUCGAUACUCCAUCCUUUAUGCCGAGCCGGUCAAUGGACAUUUUGUGAUUGACGAAGUCAGCGGAAAAAUCAUCAAUACAAUCGUAUUGGAUCGGGAACGAUAUAACAGCUACCGCCUCGUGCUUCAGGCAAUGGAUUUGGCCGUACCCGAGUCUAACCGGCACACCAGUGAGAAAGUGCUGGUAAUAACCAUCGAAGACAUUAACGAUCAUGCCCCGGUCUUCACGAUCCCACGCUCGGUCAUCGUUCCCGAAUAUGCCAGUUCGGGAUAUCGCCUGCUGACCGUUACAGCUACCGAUCCCGAUGCCGAACGCAAUGGUCACGUGACCUAUGACCUCACCCGCACAGCGGACAUGGAGCGCUUCCAUUUGGACCGCUACGAAGGCCACGUGUAUCUCCGAGGGGAACUGGACCAGUUGGCUCCCUCGUACGCCCUCACCAUCGCAGCACGUGACCAGAGCGGCGAGGGAUCACUGGCUCGCCAGAGUGUGAUGACGGUGGAUCUGAUUGUUGUGUCUUCGCAACGCUCCGCACAAUCACUAGCGCUGUUGGAGCGAGUUGAAUGGACGGUGUACGAAAAUGAGACACAAGGAUUUGUUAUCGGGAAACUGGCUGCAAAGAGCCAUUCAUCACACCUUGGCCCGGUGGAGUAUUUUAUAACGGCCGUUUCCAAUUUCGCCGGAGAGGCGGUUCCGUGUGUUUUUACUAUGGAUCGCUUGACCGGAAAGAUUGUAUUGAGUGGUCAGUUGGAUGCGGAUCAAGGCACAACGGGAUACAUUGUGAAUGUAUUUACGGGAAUAAAAAAAGACAGAAGUUACGAGGGCAUCACAAAUCAGAUUCGCAUUCGAGUCCUCUCUGUGAACAAUCGCACUCCAGUCUUCUCAUCGCCAUUUUAUCGUUUUCGUCUGGAAGAAGGCAUGGGCUUGGGAUCGAAGCUCGGACAAGUGGCUGCAACUGAUCUGGAUCGCGACGAUGUGGUGACUUUCGCUAUUCGAUCUCCGUCAGCUAGUCAGUACUUCCGCGUUAACCAAGAAACCGGUGAAGUGUUUUCGAAAUCCGCUGUUCACAACAGUACGGGCAGAUUGUGUUUCCCAAUUGUCGCUGAUGAUUCUGUACACCAAACGGAAGUCACAUGCUGCAUAGAUGUCAACAUAGCAUACCCAACAAAAACCCUACCCAGUUUCACACAGGAUCAGUAUGUGUUCACUGUCAUUACGGAUGGUCUGGAAGAUGGCGAGCAGAUCGGUGCAGUGUCCGUUACCGGUAACGCCGACAACUACGUUUUCCAUCAGGCAUCGGACUGGACUAACAACUGGUUUCAUGUGGAACGGCGUACUGGUGCCAUUUCAAUAACCAAAGCGAAAUAUCUCAAUAGUAUCGAAAAUCAGGAGAAGACGAUAGUUCUCCAGAUACAGGCUGCUGACCCGGCACAUUUUGCUUAUUUCGCUUCCGCGAAAGUUUUCAUCAAAUUGAUCCGCGCGCAGUAUAAUCAUAAAGCCUACUUUUAUGCCGAUUCGAAAAUUUUGGAAAGUAUUUCUAUCGGCAGUUGCUUCUUGGAUUUGUUCCGCACUGUGGGCGCACCACAGUUGCAAAACGACCAUAUUUUAAAUUGGGAGAUCCAUGCAAGUGAGCCAGAGUUGUUCGAAGUUAGUAGCCAAGGCCAUCUUUGCAUUCGUUCUCAGCUGGACCGAGAGACCGACUCUUCGCACGAAAUCACACUGAUAGGCAUGUCCGGCGUGUAUCGCUCCGUUUAUUACGUGAAUAUUACUGUCGAAGACGUCAAUGACGAAGCACCAAAAUUUUCGCCUGUAUACCCAGACAAGCUCGUCAUUAGCCAGAACACCCUGGUCGGCAGUGAAGUCACCAAGGUCACUGCGGUAGAUGCCGAUACCGGAGCCGGUGGCGACGUCGAAUACAUGCUAGCAGAGGAAACAGAAACCUCACAGUUUUCUAUUGAUCCGAUUACCGGGGCAAUCCGGUUAGAAGAAAAGCUCUUCGACAUCAACAGUGAUGAGAAACAGUUUUCCCUGGUGGUGGUUGCUUCGGACAAAGGCACACCUUCCCUGACAAGUACCACAACAAUUUCUUUAGUGAUUUCAGCCGAAAAUGACCAUCCUCCACGGUUUGCCCACAAUGUUUACCUGAUUUCACUGUGGGAUAAUGCUACCGCUGGAAGCCUAGUGGUGUCGCUAUCCGCUGCGGACGAAGAUCCCGGCCGGAAUGGAGACUUGCGAUAUUGGAUAGUCGGAGGAAACGAUGAGGAAAUGUUCGAAAUUGAUUGUGCUACGGGGCAGAUAUUCCUAAUGGAAAACGUUGAUGCCCGAAGUAUUUCGCGAUACAUGCUGACUGUUACCGUAGAGGACGGCGGUAUUGUUAAACGAAACGAUUCUGCAACCGUAAACAUAGAAGUUUUGCCGACGCCAGGAGUCAUCCGGCCUUUGGCAUUUUUAAGAAGCAUGUGGAAUGUCGAGAUACUUGAGAAUUUCUUCCAGUAUCCAGAGUUUCCCUUGAUACAGCUUGAAGUUAGAAACUCCAGCAGGUCGUCUUCAAACGACUACACCCUGACCUACCGUAUACGAACCGGUGACCUAUCCUUGUUCCAUAUUGAUGAGGAAACUGGAGUGAUCUCGCUUAAGCAGCCAUUAGAUCGCGAAGAGCAAGAUGUCCACCGGUUGGCGAUCGAAGUUGUAGCGGAGAAUAAUGGAGAUACUCCUACGACGGCUACAACUUUUGCCACAAUAACGGUUAUCGAUGUUAACGAUAAUCCUCCAGCUAUUUCAGGCAAAACAGAUUUUUAUAUAAAAGAAAACAAUCACAAAGGAGCUUCCGUGGGAUUUCUACAAGCCUUCGAUCGUGAUCAGAACAACAAAUUAAGUUUUUCUGUAUCGCCAAACUUUUGGUUUUCGAUCAACCAAACAACCGGCGAAAUAACAGCCUCGGAGCAACUAGAUCGGGAAAUCCGCUCGGUGUACACGUUACUUGCCACGGUAAGCGAUGGUCAACAUUCCGUGGACACCAAUGUUACAGUUCAUGUCCUGGACGAUGACGAUAACGUGCCAACAUUCACCGAAAGCCGCCGUUUUUGCUAUAUGCCUGAAGACCAUAACGAAGGAAAUUUCCUGUGUGCGGUGAACGCCUACGACGAGGACGAGUACGGUUCCGCGGGGUUGCGUUAUACACUGACGGGCUCAUCGGAGUUGGUUGUCUUAGCUGAAUCUACCGGGAUUCUCUCUGCCCGCUCCCGUGUUCCUUCGGGAACCAUACUGGAGAUUCAGGCCAUCGAUCCUGCCGGUCACACCAAUACCACCCUAAUCGAGCUAAUUACAGCCAAGUCUGACCUCUUUCCUGUGUUCCUACCUGGAUCCUACCAAUUUAGAUGUGCAGAGAACAGCAACAUCGACCGAAUAACACAGAUAACAGCCAAAGCAGUUGGACGGGCUUCGGUAAAAUACCAAAUUAUUAGCGGGAAUACUUUGGGAGUAUUUUCGAUAAACGAGGACAAUGGUGUCCUGCGGAGAGUUGGACGUCUGGAUUACGAAACAGCUUCGGUUUAUGAUCUAUGGAUAGCGGCGACAUCAAUGCACGACAGUAAGCCAUUUGUAAGUGCAGUAAGAAUCCAGAUUACUCUGGACAACACGAAUGACAACCCACCACGAUUUAUUGGCACUGAUAUAACCGCCGUCUUGGAAGAAGAAUCAGCUCCAGUUGACGUAAUCAGGUUAAACGCCACGGAUUCAGAUGGCGAUAACAUCAAGUUUUAUUUGAUUAACGCAACAAAUCGAUUCUCCAUUGAUGCUCAUUCCGGCAUUUUGCGAUGCAUUGCACCAGUGGAUAGAGAAAAAGUGCCGUUGAUAACCGUUUCCGUUGGUAUCACGGAUGGGCUUUUUACAGCGACAACAAAAGUUCAAAUAACUGUCCUGGAUAAAAACGACAAUCCUCCAAAAUUUAGCCGGCAGUUCACAGCAAACAUAACGGAAGCCGCCACUCGCGGCGCUUUCGUAUUGAAGGUCACUUCGACGGAUGCCGAUCUGGGAGAAAAUGCCGUAGCGCUGUACAGUUUGACUAACAGUUCUGACGGCAUGUUUGUCAUCGAAGAAACUACGGGAAUCAUCACACUUAAUCGCGACAACGACCGGGAUGCCGGGACGGAGAUUCCGCUGGAAAUCGUGGUGCGGGAUGGAGCCUGGCAGUCGAAGUCUUUAGUUAUGGUGACAGUGCUACCGGACAGCAAUGACCAGCCGGCGUUUGAGGAAGUCCAAUACAUUUUCUACGCGAAUAGAAGCACUGACGUCGGAGCAAUUGGCAUGGUGUCGGUUGUUAAAAAGAACCUCGAAACAGCUGCAGUUACGUAUUCCCUGAAGUACCCAAGUGUUUUCUUCGCUGUUGAUCGUGUGAGCGGCCAAAUCAGCGUCAAGCAUUCGCUGCAGUUUGCGCCGAAAAGUCAUCGACUGAUUAUCAGAGCUGCACGAAAUAAUCCUGGAGGCAAGAAAGGAGAAGUAGAAGUGCUGGUUACUGUUCUUUCAGGAGAUCUCGUAUCGAUGCCGCAGUUCACCAGAUCCAACUACCUUGUUGAAGUAGCCGGCAAUUCCAGCAAUGCGCUAGCUCAAAUAGAUCUCAAAACAGGGAACUCCAGUGAAAAUGGACCGAGGUUUUCCAUUUCCCAUUCCAAAGAAAUUUCGAAAGAUUGUUUUGGUGUCAACACUACAACUGGGACCGUGCAUGCAAAAACGAAAAGUUUCUGUCUACCUGGCGAUUACAACCUGACUGUCGAUGCUUUCUAUACCGAUGCCCACUCCAGCAACAGCGCCGUCUUGACCUUACGCAUCUUGCCAGCCAACCAAAACGCCUUUAUACCACGCUUUCCUGCCGAACAUUACGAAAUCAGUGUUUCGGAAAGCACACCCAUCGGAAGUCUGUUGUUUACGCUGCCAGUCGACAUUAAAGAUUCUCCUCCGCACAAAGAUCAAGUGCGAUAUUUGCUGGACGACGCCGCAAAUGUCUUCCAGAUCGAAACGACAACUGGUUCGGUAUAUUUGCGAAAGCAGCUGGACUUCGAAGAGAAACAACAGUACAUGUUAAUCAUUACUGCAUCGGAUUACGGGGUCAACACACCUUCCGCGACAACGUCGAUGUUGGUAUCUGUUGUUAACGAAAAUGAUAAUCCGCCUCAGUUUGCAAAAACAUCGUAUUCCGUUAUUAUUCUGGAGACCGAGCAAACCAACCAACAUAUCGGCCAGGUUAUCGCUGCAGAUCCAGACGAUGCAAAUCAGCACAUUUAUUACACCAUUGAACCAGAUAGUUCAUAUUUUGUCAUCGAUUCCCUUAAAGGAACGAUCACCAACAUUCAGGCACUGGAUUACGAAGCCCAUGCAAACCAUACCUUGGUCAUUCGAGCCACCGAUCCUACAGACCCUUCACUGUACUCCGAAGUCAACUUUCUCAUCAAUAUAGCAGAGAGAAACGAAUAUGCGCCGCAGUGUUUAGCCGGUGUCUCCCGGUUUACCGUUUCCGCCAAAGCGCCGGUGGGCAGUCGGAUCGGCCGGGUCAUGGGUGCCGAUAAUGAUAAAGGCGUUGCAGGAAUGCUGGGAUACGCAUUGGUCGGACAGUCUAACAGUUUUGAGAUCGACAAUAAAACGGGUGAACUGAUUCUCGUCGGUGAUUUGGGUGGCUUUGUGUCCAAUGAAGUGAUUAUGCACGUUCUGCUGUCCAACUCGGCAUUCCCACCGGCUGUUGGCGUGGUGUGCGAUGUGUUUGUCCAUGUGGUGGACGGGAACAACAUGCCGUACUUCAUGCAGCGCGAAUACAUGGUGCGGGUGAGAGAGGACGCACAAAUCGGGUCGACCGUUAUCAAAGUGCAAGGUCGAAUCGAAGGUGACCGGCGUCUGCAGUAUAUGUUAGUGGCCGGCGACGAGCACGGACGUUUUGCCGUGGAUGGCCGCAGCGGAAAAAUUACCGUUGCGCGGCCGCUGGAUCGAGAGGCCAAUAGUCAGUACUCGCUGCGAAUUCUGGCUAGAGUUUCCGACGAAUUUCAAUGGAGUGCCACGGCGUUGGUAAACGUGACAGUUGACGAUGUCAACGAUAACGCGCCAUACUUCGAUCCCGUCCCAGUGGGCCAUAUCCGCGAAAACUCCCACCCGGGAGCAACUAUCCUAAAGCUGGCUGCUCGGGACGAUGACUUGGGUCCGCAUAUCUUCUCAUACCGGAUGGUUGCAUCCCGGUGGAGCAGCUAUUUUAAACUGAAUCCUACAAAUGGUGUUUUAACGACUCUGCAGUCAUUUGAUCGAGAAAAGGAUGCGGAGGUCGUGUUGAAUAUUUCUGUCAGCGAUGGAGGCAGCCCACCGCGAACAUCGUUCAUACCGGUGAAAAUCUUAGUUGACGACGUCAACGAUAGCCCUAGCAUGGAACGGCCGUUGACCAUCGUCGUCUAUUCCGAUGUGGAGCAGAGCAAUUCGGCAACGUAUCGUAAACUUGGCAAUGUGAGACCCCUUGAUGCCGACUCCACAGGCGAAUAUCAAUGUAAAAUUGUGGGUGAAGAAGGCUUUUUUGAAAUCGUCGAUGGCUGCGAUCUUAGAGCUAACCGUUUACAAAUCGGCAACAUCUACCGCCUGGACAUCAGCGCCUAUGACGGGAAACAUCCACCGGUACAGUACGAAGUUAUCGUGAAAUACGAGGCUGUCAAGUCAUCUUUCCUGGAUCACAGCAUCGCCCUUCGGUUAACCGGCAUUAUGUCCAGUUUUUUGGAGAAUCAUUACCUUCGGCUAAUGCAGUCUUUGUAUUCAACCUUGGGAAACAUUGGACAAGGAGUAAUUUUUGGCUUAACCGAUCUCGAUGGCAGUUGUGUUCUGCAGUUAAUCGUUCAUACUACGAAAUCCUCAGAAUUUCUGGAUAAAACGCCCCUUAUCAAUAUGUUGACGACAAACCUUACCGAGAUCCAGAAACAGGCGGGUAUCACAAUUGGCAGCGUGGAUUACAAACCUUGCGAAGCGGACAAGUCAGUGUGCAGUGCGACGACAGCGUGCCGUGAUAUAAUUCAAGUGAUACCUCACCAGAACAGCAUUAUCAGCAGCUCCAACCUGAUAAUUUCAUCACUGCAUUUCGAAUAUUCCCACCACUGUGCCUGCAGACAUCCUUACAGUGGGCCCAAAUGUGAACUGCAGUGUGCCGCGGAUUUCUGCCAGAACGGCGGCUCCUGUGACAAAACCGGCAAAUGCGAAUGCCCACCGGGGUUCUUUGGCUCGCAGUGCCAGUUCGAUCUGGAUGAAUGCAAUUUGUGGGGUGUCACGCCGAGCUGCCUGAAUGGCGGACGUUGUGUGAAUACUUUUGGUUCCUUCCGUUGUGAUUGUCCCCUCGGGUACGCGGGGCGGCAGUGUGAGGAGGUCGAUGAUUGUGUCAGCUCGGGUCAACCGUGCGUACGCCCACAGAACGGUAUUUUUGGAUUUGGACCCGAAUCGUCUGCCGAAAUAUCGGCUUCGCUAAAGACAACCAUGAAUGAGAUCAGUGUCAUUGUGUCUACGGUGAAUCGAGAUGGAGUACUAUUUUUUGCACAACGACAAACGGCCACCGGGAAACCGUCGCAUUUCAUCGCAUUAGAUGUUAAAAACGGAAGAGUGCAUUUUGCGUUCGGGUCGACCGCCCGAGACACCACUAGAAUGACUGUUCAUCGAUUUGUUAGCGAUGGCCGAUGGUAUAAAAUUGUUGCCGUCAAGGAAGACUUGAUCGGAAGUUUAACGGUCACGGAAUGCGACGAACUGUCCUGCGCUACCUGCUCGCCGGGUGACGACACUUGUUCUACAGUUGUAGUUGGUGUAGUGCGGAAACAAAAUUUCUUGGAUGCUUCUCUGCAUGUCGGAAAAAUCCCAAACACAAUCUCGAUUGACCAAAAUCGGCUAGGAUCCCGACAUUUUGUGGGUUGCAUUCGUAACCUCUCGCUGAAUCAAAUACCAGUUAUGUCCAAGGAUCUCCAUAAUUCUGUUGGCAUAUCCGAAAACCAAUGUUUAGCCGCCACGGAUAGCUGCCAGUUUGCGUCCUGCGCUUCAAACGAGAUCUGUGUUAGCUUAUUCGACGGUCAGUUCCAAUGCGUGACGAGUGAACAGCGUGAGUCCACUGCCACAACAGUGAUAGUUAUGGCAGUGUUGUUGCCGAUCGCCGCUGUCGUUCUCGGACUGGUGGCAUUUUACCACUUCCGCUACCGGAGUAAUAAACUACCGCUAUCAAAAUCCAAAAGAUCGACUAACCUCGAUUCUCGUCCGCCGUUCCUGUCGCCAGUCGGCCUCUUGGAAGCCGGCUACGCCUCAGGAUCGUACCAGUCGCGUACUCUGCGACCACCUGGUUUGUACCACAGCCAACACGACGGCAGCAUGUACAAAAGCGAUCUGUGCAUGUAUCAUGCCAUGCAGCGAUCCAGUCCACAUUUUUACUGUGUCCUUCCGGAGAGACCCACAUCGUAUUAUGCAACAGGGGAUGCAGCCGUGCGCUACAGUCAUCACGCGUACGUUAACGAUGCUAACUUGUCAAGCUGCACCCGGCAUCGAAAUACGUUGAUAUCACCAGCUUCAGCCAUUUCGGAAGAACCCACCUCCUCAUGUUCGACGCAACCGGUUGAUAUUCUGAGUCUGGACUCGAUGGAAGAAAGGAAAGCAAUGAAACUGAGCAACCAGUUGGAUGACGAUGUAUGCAGUGACUGUGAAAACUGCAAAGCGCUGAGCGCCCAGACGGUGGACUGGUCAAGAAUACACGCCGAUGACCCUGCACGAUAUUAUGAUGAUCAGCCAACCUACGCCGAAGUGAACGAUUUUGUGGAAAAGGCCACCGUUUUACGACAGGCACUGGUGUAAAUACUUGCGAAUCUCCUUGCACUUAGCGAAUUUUGCCGAGAUAGUCUUUCAGCUGAUUUUUAUUGCCAAUUGAAAAUUGAAAAUAUGUCUGUGAUAACUGUGAUGUACAAGUAUUAAGCAUUCAUUAUGCUCAGGUUGUCUGCAUUUAUUCAUCACUCUUAUAUUGUUUCGAACAUAUAUUGCGAAAUUCCUCCCGUUGCCGUUUCGUGGAGUU
Paramacrobiotus metropolitanus is the source of this 13465-nucleotide messenger RNA. Its product is annotated as cadherin-related tumor suppressor-like. Gene Ontology annotation, molecular function: calcium ion binding; cadherin binding. The record is from RefSeq and is a predicted model, not a curated record. Gene Ontology annotation, biological process: homophilic cell-cell adhesion. Gene Ontology annotation, cellular component: catenin complex; plasma membrane. Lineage: Eukaryota; Metazoa; Tardigrada; Eutardigrada; Parachela; Macrobiotidae.